AUGGAUAUGGAUCUCUCCUCGUUGGAAGGCCCUCCCAUCAACGAUCCUAGAUUCACUAUUCCUUCCCCUUCGCCGAGAAGAAGAUACAUGAAUAUCCCUCGGGUCCAACUGGAGCAUGUGUCUCUAGCCCAGACCCCCCUCGACAGAACUCACCACCAACAACGGGGCAUCAUCCCCCCCAGACCAUCCUCGGCCGGCUCCCUGCUCCCCCAGAACAAGCACUCCAGCAGAGAUCGUGCCCACCACGCCCGCUGCAACCGCUCAAACGGGAAUCUCCAUCCCACCUGGCCCUGUGGCCAUCACCUCUCGCCGGACACCGUCCACCUGCACCCCUCAGAGGCCCGUCUCCAGUCCCAGCGUGUCUACCAGCUCGUCUGGCUCGAGAGCGAGCGUAUCUGGGCGAUGGUGGAGUGCUCUUCUUCGUCAGGAUGCCCAGAUCGCUCGGAAUCGCCGUCUCCCCCGCUGCCUAGACCCGCGAAUUCCGUCCCUGCUUCGCCCGUCUCGUCUGCUACGAUUCCCUCUAAUGCUUCUACUACUACUCUUGCCCCGCCGCCGACGGUGACUUCGCCUCCGAGGUAUCCUCUCCCGUCUCUCAUUCAUACCCAAUCCAUGGAUGACCGUCUAUGGGAGGAUAUGCUGGAUCAAGGCAAAGAGGGGCCUCCGUCGUAUGAGAAUCAUUAUUAUGAUCGUUUCGUUCCGCCGAUGAGAUCCGCUGUGCGUGAGUCUCGGUGGACGGAGAUUGCUCGUCGGAUUAAUCGUGUUGUCGGCUGA
This is a messenger RNA of Aspergillus wentii DTO 134E9, 771 nucleotides long. RefSeq lists its product as uncharacterized. The record is from RefSeq and is a predicted model, not a curated record. Lineage: Eukaryota; Fungi; Ascomycota; Eurotiomycetes; Eurotiales; Aspergillaceae. The transcript has a single exon. Bases 1 to 771 code for a protein of 256 amino acids.